AUGACGAAUGCACAAAAAGAAAAAGAUGCCAUUGAUUUGUUUUUGGAGAGUAUGGCGAUCACUAUUAAAACGAUGCCGACAUGGAUUCAAAAUCGUAUUAAGAAAAAAAUAUUUCUCAUCGUUAGUGACGCCGAGGAAGAACUAGAAAAUUAUAGUACAUGCAUUACACCAGACUCGAUAAACAAUACCUUGCCGGCAGUACCAGGAUCAUCACGUCCUGUCAAUGACGGAUACACUACGUCGGGAGAGACUGUGAACAACACCAUGCCGGCAGCAGCAGGAUCAUCACGUUCUACCAAUACGAUCUAUCACGGAUACAGUAGGCCGGAAACAUUUGAGCCAACGCCGUUACAUGAUAAUGAUAACUAA
Messenger RNA from Pieris macdunnoughi, 369 nucleotides. The record is from the annotation of a GenBank genome assembly. NCBI's taxonomy places the organism in Eukaryota, Metazoa, Arthropoda, Insecta, Lepidoptera, Pieridae.